AUGGCACCCAAACACCUUAUCACUGUGGCUCUUGCGGUCGCCCUGGCUGUUCAUGCGGACCCUGACACCCCUAAGUGCGAAAAUGGAGCAGUGCACUUUGAGGGGCACGCGACCUUUGAGGAUAACCAGAAACCCAUGCAGCUUUCAAAGGAAGCUGUGCUGACCAUCGAUGUUGAGGAAGCCUCUUCCUCGUCAACCAAGGCCCCCGUGUACAGUCACAAGGUUUCCCUGGAUAACUACUCCAUUAACAGUGACAUUACGUACAACUUCUGCGCUGAUCUGCAAGGACUGGAAUCGAAGAAGGCUUCCCUCAAGGCCCAUAUCGUCGACCCAGCUGAGGGCAACAAGGUGGAAUACAUUGGGGAGACAGUGGUUACCACUGGCAGCGACUCUUAUGAGGCUGACCUCACUCUGGCGAAGGUUGAGCAGGGCCCAGCCGGCGAACCCUCUGUGGCUGACUGCAACUUUGGGCCGAUGUCUGACGAGGUUACUGGCAUUGCAGUGAAGGCCUUUGUGAAAAUGACCUCCCCAAAGCCCCUACCCAAGCCUACCUACCUAGCGGUGACUCUGCAAGAAAUCAACCCCGAAACGGGAGAGCCUGAGGUCAUUUCUCUAUUUGCUGGAGACAUUAGCACUAUCUACGAGCCCGGUAAACCCGUGCCCGCCUUCCUUUGCGCCAAGGUGCCAACCGCACCGGAUUCUGCAAAAUACACUUUGGAUGCCACUGUGCACCUCGGCUGGGAUGGCUUUGCCAAACUUGAAGAUGAGGAGAGAACCCCCAGGAAGGGCGAUCUCGUGGCCAAAAAAGGGACGACGCUUGAAAUCACUCCAGAGAAGCAUGAUUACAGUGUCGAUAUAUCUGUAAAACCUUAUGACCCGACGGCAUAA
Messenger RNA from Cyclospora cayetanensis, 888 nucleotides. RefSeq lists its product as uncharacterized. The record is from RefSeq and is a predicted model, not a curated record. Bases 1 to 888 code for a protein of 295 amino acids. NCBI's taxonomy places the organism in Eukaryota, Apicomplexa, Conoidasida, Eucoccidiorida, Eimeriidae. The transcript has a single exon.